CAAAAUCCAACAUUAUUCGGCAUGAUUCUGCCUCUGAUAUUGGUCUUGUAUCUGCUCUCUACGGCGGCUUACCGUCUAUGGCUGCAUCCGCUGCGCAACUACCCUGGCCCGUGCUGGUGGGCUGUUUGGCGAGUUCCAUAUCUGAAGGGCACCAUUCGAGGGACGAUUGUCAGAGAUAUCCAGCGAUUGCAUAACCAGUAUGGUCCCGUUGUACGAAUCGCGCCAGAUGAACUUUCCUACAUCACGCCAGAGGCAGCAAAACCAAUCUACACGUCCAGUCCCGAAUUCCCCAAAGACCCAAUGCAUCUCCCUCCGUUUCAUAAUGGCGCCCCUGGCAUUCUCGCUGCCGACUACGCCCACCAUCGGCGAUAUCGACGGCUUCUUGCCUCUGCCUUCUCUGAAAAGGGACUUCGCGCACAGCAGGGCAUGAUUCAGAGCCAUAUUGAUCGACUAAUGACUCGUCUCCAGGGGAAUUGCUCGUCGGGCUCGCUGGACAUGACCGUCUGGUUCAACUGGGCGACCUUCGAUAUCAUCGGCGAUCUCGCUUUCGGGGAGCCGUUCGGCUGUCUCGAGAGAAUGGAGACUAACCCAUGGAUUGCCUCAAUUCAGGGCAACGUCAAAUCCAUCCCGAUCCUAAACGCUCUACGUCGGUACCGUCUGGACAGGCUCAUUGAGUUCCUCGCGCCUCCCAGGCUACUGGAGAUGCGACGGCGUAAUGCGCAGUUCACAGCAGAAAAGGUCGAUCGCCGACUGAAGCAUGCAACGACCACGCGCGGCGACCUGUGGGACUCGGUGCUGGCCGACCCUCCAGAUGGUGAGCCUCCGAUGUCGCGCGCCGAGAUGGUCAGCAAUGCCAGCGCAAUCGUUCUUGCGGGGAGCGAGACGUCGGCAACCACUCUGAGCGGGUGUCUUUGGCUGCUUCUCACGAACCCUGAGUAUCUGCAGCAGCUCACUGAGCGUAUCCGCGCUCGGUUCAGCACGGCCACAGUCAUUGAUGCACAGACGGUGACGCAGAUCCAGGGGCUCCAGGCGGUCCUUGACGAGUCGCUACGCCUAUAUCCUGCAGUGCCAAUGCAAAGCAACCGUAUUGUUCCACCACCGGGCGCCCGUCUUGCAGGCAGCUGGGUUCCGGGAGGGACCUCGGUCGCCGUCCAACAGUUUGCUGCCUGUCGCUCCCCCACCAACUUUCACCGUCCAGACGAGUUUAUUCCCGAGCGGUGGGAAAAGGAAGGUGAGUUCAUCAAUGAUCGGCGGGAGGCCUCGCAGCCAUUUAGCAUUGGUCCCCGCAAUUGCAUCGGACGCCAGUUGGCUCUUGCCGAGAUGCGGCUGAUCCUGGUCCACCUCUUAUGGCACUUUGAUAUAGAACUGGACCGGCGGCGCAUGGAAAAUAUGGACUGGAUGGCGGUGCAGGGGAUCUGGAUCCUGUGGGACAAGAAACCGCUGUGGGUUGUGUUGAAGAACAGAAGUACGUAGGCACCAAAGUCUUUGCAGCGCUAGUAUGGAUGCUAGUACUGCCACUGUACAGCUUAUUGCUUUACUAAGAAAUUAAAGUAGUAAUGCCCGG
This is a messenger RNA of Aspergillus nidulans FGSC A4, 1564 nucleotides long. Its product is annotated as sterigmatocystin biosynthesis P450 monooxygenase stcF. Gene Ontology annotation, molecular function: iron ion binding; oxidoreductase activity, acting on paired donors, with incorporation or reduction of molecular oxygen; monooxygenase activity. The transcript has 2 exons. Lineage: Eukaryota; Fungi; Ascomycota; Eurotiomycetes; Eurotiales; Aspergillaceae. The record is from RefSeq and is a predicted model, not a curated record. The coding region runs from base 22 to 1473 and encodes 483 amino acids. Gene Ontology annotation, biological process: sterigmatocystin biosynthetic process.